Arachis duranensis is the source of this 2170-nucleotide messenger RNA. RefSeq names its product protein NRT1/ PTR FAMILY 8.1. The record is from RefSeq and is a predicted model, not a curated record. NCBI's taxonomy places the organism in Eukaryota, Viridiplantae, Streptophyta, Magnoliopsida, Fabales, Fabaceae. Gene Ontology annotation, cellular component: membrane. Gene Ontology annotation, molecular function: tripeptide transmembrane transporter activity. Gene Ontology annotation, biological process: transmembrane transport; oligopeptide transport. The coding region runs from base 265 to 1992 and encodes 575 amino acids. The transcript is spliced from 6 exons.
GAAGAAUAUAAUAACAAAGUUCGCGGUAGAAUCGGAGACUCGGUAAAGAAAAAGUCAAAUAACAAUUCUUCAUUCUGCUCCAUACAAAUUCUCUCAUCAUCUUUGUAUCACUAUCAACACUUACAUUCGAAGACCCUUUUUGUACCACUGAAUUAAAAAGUUACCACCAAAAGAGGCACAUGCACGAUAAGCUUUUUCUGUUCUGAGGAACCUACAAACCAAGCUUUGUAGGUAACAAACAUAAGAAGAAUCUAAAGUUAUACUAUGGCUGGUAUACGUAAUGUGGCAGAAGAUCCCGUGUAUACAGAUGAUGGAACACUUGACAUUCAUAAAAGACCUGCCAACAAGAAAAAAACUGGAAAGUGGAAGGCGUGCCGGUUUAUUCUUGGUAACGAGUGUUGCGAAAGAUUGGCAUACUAUGGCAUGAGUACGAACCUUGUGAACUAUCUCCACGACCGUUUUGGCCUUGGAAAUGCUGCGGCUGCAAACACUGUUACAACGUGGUCGGGGACGUGCUACCUCACACCAUUGCUUGGAGCCUUCUUAGCUGAUUCAUACAUGGGGAGAUAUUGGACAAUAGCCAGCUUCUCAACCAUCUAUGUCAUUGGAAUGUCACUGUUAACAUUGUCUGCUGUAGCACCUGGACUGAAGCCUGUGUGUCGCGGUAUAAGUGAUUGCCAUCCAACAACAGGACAAACUGCAGCUCUCUUUAUCGCACUCUACUUGAUUGCUCUCGGAACUGGCGGUAUCAAGCCGUGUGUUUCGUCUUUCGGCGCUGACCAGUUCGACGAAAAUGAUACCAUUGAGAGGAAAAAGAAGAGCUCUUUUUUUAACUGGUUUUACUUUUCCAUCAACGUGGGUGCACUCAUUGCUUCCUCAGUGCUGGUUUGGAUACAAAUGAAUGUGGGUUGGGGAUGGGGUUUUGGAGUCCCUGCGGUUGCCAUGAUCAUUGCAAUUAUAUUUUUCUUCAUUGGUAGUCGAUGGUACCGGCUGCAAGUACCUGGUGGCAGCCCUCUUACUAGGAUUUGCCAAGUCAUAGUCGCCGCCACAAGGAAAUUCAGUGUUCAAGUGCCAGAGGAUAAGUCUCUUCUUUAUGAGACUUCGGAUGCAGAAUCUGCCAUCAAAGGAUGCCGCAAACUUGAACACACAAAAGAACUUAAAUGUUUGGAUAAGGCAGCAGUAGAGACAGAUUCCGACCGCCUAAAGGAUUUGCCGAAUCCAUGGAAGCUCUGCACGGUAACGCAAGUCGAAGAGUUCAAAUCCGUGAUUCGCUUGCUCCCAGUUUGGGCUUCACUUAUUGCCUUUGCAACUGUGUACUCUCAAAUGAACACCAUGUUUGUUCUACAAGGCAACACAAUGGACCAGCAUAUUGGUCCAAAAUUCAAGAUUCCAUCAGCCUCCCUCUCCCUUUUCGACACUCUGAGCGUCAUCUUUUGGGCACCGGUCUAUGACCGCGUCAUUGUCCCAUUCGCAAGGAAGUUCACCGGACACGAACGCGGAUUCACGCAACUUCAACGGAUAGGCAUUGGCCUCAUCAUCUCCAUUGUGUCCAUGAUUGUGGCCGGAAUCCUAGAGGUUGUUCGCCUCAACAUGGUCCGGAAAAACAACUACUAUGAUCUCGAGACCAUCCCCAUGUCGAUCUUCUGGCAAGUGCCGCAAUAUUUCCUCGUCGGAGCUGCGGAAGUCUUCACAAACAUCGGUCAGAUGGAGUUCUUUUAUGGUGAGGCACCUGAUGCUAUGAGAAGUCUCUGCUCCGCUCUGUCACUAACAACUAUGGCCUUGGGAAAUUAUGUUAGUACCCUUCUUGUUACCAUUGUGACAAAAGUUACCACAAGUCAUGGAAGGCUUGGUUGGAUACCGGACAAUCUGAAUAGGGGCCAUCUUGAUUACUUCUUUUGGCUUUUGACCCUCCUCAGCUUGCUCAACUUCCUUGUGUAUCUUUGGAUUGCAAAGAGGUACAAAUACAAAAGGGUGAUAACAAAUGUUCGUUGAGAUGUUGGUAUAUGAUGUUCCACUACUUUGUUAUCUGCUCUCGCCUCUAGAAUUGUAUUUUGUGUUUAGUGUUUUUAGUGGAUUUGAUGUUGCUAUAUGAACUUUUAUGUUGAUAUUUAUGUAGAUGCUAUUUGUGGCUUGUAGUUUUUCUUAAUUAAAAAGUUCCUUUAGAGUUUUU